Messenger RNA from Nycticebus coucang (slow loris), 2525 nucleotides. RefSeq names its product C-X-C chemokine receptor type 2-like. Gene Ontology annotation, cellular component: membrane. The transcript has 2 exons. Gene Ontology annotation, molecular function: interleukin-8 binding; C-X-C chemokine receptor activity. The coding region runs from base 38 to 1102 and encodes 354 amino acids. The record is from RefSeq and is a predicted model, not a curated record. NCBI's taxonomy places the organism in Eukaryota, Metazoa, Chordata, Mammalia, Primates, Lorisidae. Gene Ontology annotation, biological process: immune response; G protein-coupled receptor signaling pathway; neutrophil chemotaxis.
CCCAGCAUCCUGGCCAGGAUUUAAAUUUACCUCAAAAAUGGAAGAAAUUGACUGGGACAAUUUCCUUAAUGAAGACUUUAGUAAUUACACCUACAGCACUGACCUGCCCCCUAUUCUACCAGAUUCUGCCCCAUGCCGGCCAGAAUCCCUGGAUAUCAAUAAGUAUGCAGUGGUCACCAUCUAUGCUCUGGUGUUCCUGCUGAGCCUUCUGGGAAACUCCCUGGUAAUGCUGGUCAUCCUGUACAGCCGUGUCAGCCGCUCUGUCACCGACGUCUACCUGCUGAACUUGGCCAUGGCUGAUCUGCUCUUUGCUCUGACCUUGCCCAUCUGGGCCGCCUCCAAGGUGAAUGGCUGGAUUUUUGGCACAUCCCUGUGCAAGCUGGUGUCCCUCCUGAAGGAAGUCAACUUCUACAGUGGUAUUCUCCUGCUGGCCUGCAUCAGUGUGGACCGCUACCUGGCCAUUGUCCAUGCCACGCGCACACUCACCCUGAAGCGUCACUUAGUCAAGUUCGUAUGUCUGGGGAUGUGGGCCCUGUCUCUGUGCCUGUCUCUCCCUGUCAUAAUUUUCCGGAAGGCCAUCUACCCUCCCGUCUCCAGCCCAGUCUGCUACGAGGACAUGGGCAACAGCACAACCACAUGGCGGAUGGUGCUGCGGAUCCUGCCCCAGACUUUUGGAUUUGUCCUACCGCUGUUGGUCAUGCUGUUCUGCUAUGGAUUCACCCUUCGCACACUGUUUAAGGCCCACAUGGGGCAGAAGCACAGGGCCAUGCGGGUCAUCUUUGCUGUCGUCCUUAUCUUCCUGCUCUGCUGGCUGCCCUACCACCUGGUCCUGCUGGCAGACACCCUCAUGAGGAUACAGGUAAUCAAGGAGACCUGUGGGCGUCGCAGUGACAUCGACCAGGCUCUGGAAGCCACUGAGAUUCUGGGCUUCUUCCACAGCUGCCUCAACCCCGUCAUCUAUGCCUUCAUUGGUCAAAAGUUUCGUUAUGGACUCCUCAAGAUCCUGGCCACCCAUGGCCUCAUCAGCAAGGACCUCUUGCCCAAGGACAGCAAGCCUUCCUUUGUAGGCUCUUCCUCAGGGAACACGUCCACUACAAUCUGAGACUGCUGCCUCAGUGCAGCCCCUCGGGGUCCCUCCCUUCUCUCAGUGUCCUACUCUAAGUCCAUGUCCUUGGCUGUUCACAAUGUAAGUGUCAGUGCAGCCCCCAUUGUGGUUGCUGGAAGGAGUGGAGGCCACAUCCUUACCAGGCUCCUACUGCAUGGUUUGGAAAGCCUGUGUCCCGGUGUCCCCGCCUGACCAUCAUUGCUAGGCCAGUGCUAGAGCUCUGUUCAUCCUGCCACUGGCCCAAAGCCCUCUGCUGUGUGAGCAGUGCAAAUAAAUCAAAACCCCAGAGAGAUACCAGGCCAUACUAAUUAGGAUGGCUCUUAUCAAAAGACAAAAAAAAACAUGAAAUAGCAAAUGUUGUCGAGGAUGUAGAGAAACUAGAACCCCUUCCCAUAGCUAGUAGGAGCGUAAAAGGAUGCGAUUGCUGUGGAAAACAGUAUGAACAGCUUUCCUCAAAACCUUAAACUAGAAUUGCCGCAUGAUACAAUAAUUCCACGUCUAGAAAUAUUCCCAUAAGAAUUAAAAGUAAGGCCCCUUCAUUUGUACACCCGCGUUCAUAGCAGCAUUAUUCAUAAUAGCCAUAAGGUAGAAACAAGCCAAGUGCUCAUCAGUGAAUGGAUGGAUAAACAAAUGUGGUACAUAACAUAACUAAUGAUCAUUUAAGAAAUAUAAGAAGAUAUGAACAAUAACCCCAGAAGAGUGAGGAAGAGAUUGAAUUGCAUUUAUAAGAACUCUGUUAUAUUUAUCCCUGUCCCUUUUAAUCUCUCUCCCUUCUCUCUCUCUCUCAAAAGGAAUGAGGUGCUGAUACAUGUUACAGUCCUGGAAAACAUUAUGCUAAAUGAAAUAGGCCAGACAUGAUGGGCAAAUAUUAUAUGAUUCUGUUCAUAUCAAGGUCUUAGAAUAGCCGAAUUCACAGAGACAGAAUGUGGAAUAGUGGUUCUGAAAAGCUGGGGUCAGGGCAGGGUGGAGAAUUAUCAUUUAAAGCAGCGAUUUUCAACUGGUGUGCCAUGGCACCACUGGUGUACCAUGAGAGGAUCUUAGAUGUGCCACAGAAAAAUUUCAAGGAUCAUUAAUUAAAUUAUUUUCAAAAGAAAUCCAAAGCACAGUAAGUAUAUGUAUUUUUUCACUCUUUUUUUUUUUUUUUUUUUGGUGAACAUAAUUUAAAUGUGCCAUGGAAGUUUAACUAUAGGUUCAAGUGUGCCAUGAGAUAAAAAAAACGUUAACAAACACUGGCUUAAAGGAUACAAAAAGUUCUGAAGAUGGACAGUUGUGAUAGUUAUACAACACUGUGAAAGUGCUUAGUUUCAGUAUAAUUUACACUUAAAAAUGAUUGUUGCUAAAGUUUGUUACAUAGAUUUUUUUACCUCAAUUGACAAAAAUAAUACUUGAGCCCCAAAAGUCACUUUAACAGCAGAACCAA